AUGCCGCGCGCAACGACAACACCACCAGAGGACGGCGGGCCGGCGGCGGCCCCGCUGGCUCGAGCAUCGCUGCUGGGGCUGCCGCGCGAGGUGCGGAACCUCGUCUACGAAUUCGUCCUGUAUGCAUCGCGGAGACCAGCCGUGGGCAACGACUACGCCACCGCACGCCCGCUGCUGAUGGACGCCCUAACAUACGGCCCGGCCCGCGAGCUGCUCCUGGUCAACCGCCAGAUCCACGCCGAGUACGUCGAGGCCGUGUACCGCUAUUGCCAGCUGCAGGGCGAGCUGGGGCCCGAGGACAGCUGCGAGCUCAAGCUGUCGACGGGCGGCUGGCCGCGCCAGCGCGCCCUGCACCAGGCCGGCCUGCUGCAGCACCUGCGCAACUGGGAGGUGCAGACCGACUUCACCGACGUCGUCGGCGACCCCUUCAUGCCGCGCUGGGUGCUGUUCCUGGGGAGCCUGAGCCAGUCGCUGGAGCUGAAGCAGCUCAACCUCGAGGCCUCGCUGGAGAAGGCCCUGCCGCAGAUGCCCGCCCUGCGCGAGCUCACUCUGCGCCUGGUGCUGCCCCCCUACCCGCGCCUGCAGAAGUUCCUCACCAGCGGCUUCGACUUCGCCCGCUUCCUCGCCUACCAGCCGCCGCUGCGACACGCCGACCCCAAGGCUCCCGCCUACUCCUCGCUGCGCCGCCUCACCAAGCUCGUCACCCCGGACUUCAGCGACGACGGCGCCCAGACGUACAUCGACGGCACCCACGUGCUCGAGCUGAUGGAGCGCGUCGACCGCGUCUGCCAGAAGACGGGCCGCCUGGAGAAGACGUCGGAGCUGGUGCGCGACCCCAACUACUGGAAGUUCUACCAGGAGUCGCUCAACGCCGGCAAGAACUGGGUCAUGCACAACGAGCGCGCCAUCGCCUACGCCGAGGCCCGCGCCUGCGCAAAGCAGGGCUACGACCGCUGGGUCGCCAAGGGGAAGCCAAUGUGGAACGAGGCCGUCAACUGGGUCGCCGCAGAUUGA
Molecule: messenger RNA, 1014 nt
Organism: Lasiodiplodia theobromae
Lineage: Eukaryota; Fungi; Ascomycota; Dothideomycetes; Botryosphaeriales; Botryosphaeriaceae
Exons: 1
Coding region: 1-1014 (337 amino acids)
Source: RefSeq, a predicted model, not a curated record